CUGCGGCUGGUGGCAGCGCCGUUGUUGUUGCUGCUUGGCUCUGUUUGCCAGUAGGCCGCCUUGGCAUUCACACACACUGGCAUACACAGCGUUUUCGGUGAAACGUAGCCACACAUUCAUUCAGUUAGUCAGUCAGUCAGUUAGUCAGUCACUCACUUACAGGUGAGCAGCAGCAGCAGCAGCAGCUAAACUAAAAGCCAGAGGCAGGCAGGCAGCAGAGGCGGCUGGACCACAGGCGCACUGGAAUAAAAAAAAAAAAAAGUAAACUGUAAUUAAAAACUAAGAGUGUUUAACAAGAAUAACAAAAAGAAGAAGAAGGAAAAUCACAAGAAAUACACAACUGGAAGACGCCUACGUCAGCAAAUUGCAGCACAAAUUCCAAUCCUCAACUAGCCAGAAGAAACAACAACAACAAAAACAAGAAGAAGAAGAAGAAGAAUAACUAUGGCCAUCAAACCGGGACUCGGCCGCAAGACGAGCAACAAAAAUCCACCGAUAUUGAGCCACGAGUUUGUCAUACAAAACCAUGCGGACAUCAUCUCAUGUGUGGCAAUGGUAUUUGUUGUUGGACUGAUGAACGAAUCGACGGCAUCGUUCGCCAGCGCCUUCAUAUCGCUGCAUCACAAUGUUAGUGGCGAGGAGGCUAGCCGGGAGCAGCCGUAUGGCAAGCCAUACACGUAUUUGGCCGGCAUUAAGGACUAUUGUGCGAUAUUCUUUUAUACGCUCACCUGCAUCAUAAUGCACGCCAUCAUACAGGAGUUUGUGCUGGACAAGAUUAGCAAGAAGCUGCACUUAUCGAAAUUCAAGCUGGCACGCUUUAACGAAUCCGGCCAGCUGGUUGCCUUCUAUCUGCUCUCAUUCGUUUGGGGCACGCAUGUGGCGCUGCGCGAAGGCUACCUGGGCCAAGUGGCCCAACUGUGGGAGGGCUAUCCGGCGCAUCCGAUGAGUUUCCUGCAUAAAUUCUACUUUAUCAUCCAGUUGGCAUACUAUCUACACAUGCUGCCCGAACUCUAUUUCCAGAAGGUGCGCGCCAAGGAGGAGCAACAGCCCAAGAUAAUACAUUCCAUAAGCGGAUUCACGCUCAUCGUAUUGGCCUAUACGCUUAGCUUCCAGCGCUUGGCGCUUGUCCUGCUCACGCUGCACUACUUCAGCGAGCUGCUCGCCCACAUAUUCCAGCUGAUUGGCGUCUUUGAUCGCGAGGAGCGUCUGGCACGUGCCAACAUUGUGAACAAUGCAUGCUUUGUCCUGGUGCGCUUUGCCACCUCGGUGAUCGGUGUGCUGACGCUCUACUAUGGCAUUGGCCGAUCUGGCGGCAGCUAUAAGGCGCGUGCGGUAAUCGCCAUGAUUGGCCUGAUCGCCCUGCAGGGCUAUCUGGUCUACUCAUUUAUCACCGAACAGCUGCGCGCCAAGCGGGAGGCGAAACGCGAGGCUAAGCUGCUGGCGGCGCAGACUAAGAAGGCGAAGGCGCCCAACAAGGACAAGCUGAAGCGCAAGAAGGAGAGCGAUCUGCCCGAGGCCGACCAGGCGUCGCCCAGUCCCGUCAAGCAGAAGCUCAAGUGAAUCAGCUAAGCACAGCUGCGGCUCCAGCAAACAACAAAAUCUUCCGCACACUUCCAGACGCUCAAGCAACAAACAACAAAAACAACAACAAGAAAACGAACACGAACAGAACAGACUAUCAGCGAAAUCCAGCAUUUGCUACACUAAACAACA
Molecule: messenger RNA, 1713 nt
Organism: Drosophila novamexicana
Lineage: Eukaryota; Metazoa; Arthropoda; Insecta; Diptera; Drosophilidae
Gene: TRAM
Product: translocating chain-associated membrane protein 1
Exons: 2
Coding region: 445-1560 (371 amino acids)
Biological process (GO): protein insertion into ER membrane; SRP-dependent cotranslational protein targeting to membrane, translocation
Cellular component (GO): endoplasmic reticulum membrane
Source: RefSeq, a predicted model, not a curated record